AUGGCUUUUAGGGUGGCGACGAGCGUUAUCGCGCUCUUGACCGUGAAAAGUGUAGUUGCUAGGGACUUUCCUAACUGCCAAUCUGGUCCUCUUGCUUCUAACCAAGUAUGCAAUACUACUCUUGACCCAUGGUCGAGAGCGGCUGCUCUUGUGGCCCAGUUCAGUCAUGACGAGAAGAUAUCUAAUUCCUGGGACAACUCGCCAGGAGUUUCGCGUCUUGGUGUACCCUCCUACGAAUGGUGGAACGAGGCACUUCACGGUGUUGCCCGCUCUCGCGGAGUACAGUUCGCCAACUCGGGCAAUUUCAGUUACGCGACAUCGUUCCCUCAGCCUAUAACCAUGGGCGCAGCUUUCGAUAUGCCAUUGAUACGAUCCGUGGCCGAAACCACGAGCACCGAGGCCCGCGCGUUCAGCAACGCCGGUCGGUGCGGUCUGAACUUCUGGACUCCUAAUAUUAACCCGUUCCGCGACCCCCGUUGGGGCCGAGGACAGGAAGUGCCUUCUGAAGAUCCAUACCAUAUGAGUCAAUACGUGAUGCAACUCAUACCAGGGCUCCAAGGAGGCCUACACGGGAACCCCUUUUAUAAGCUCGCAGCUACAUGUAAACACUACGCUGGUUACGACAUGGAGAACUGGAAGGGGAACCGGCGAUACGCUUUCGACGCUAAGAUCACUAACCAGGACUUACAGGACUACUACCUUGCUCCAUUCCGUGCGUGCGUACGUGAUGCGAACGCCCAGUCGGCCAUGUGCAGUUAUAAUGCUGUAAACGGUAUACCGACCUGUGCCGACCCCUGGCUACUAGAAGAUGUAUUGCGCGGCUUAUACGGGUUUACUAGCGAGGACCGCUGGGUCACAGCCGAUUGUGAUGCCCUACAAAACGUCUGGACGGAUCACCGCUACGGCUCCUCAGCUGCAGGUGCCGCCGCAGCGAGUUUGAAUGCCGGCACGGAUCUCGACUGCGGCCAAUUUUGGCCUCAGAACUUGCCCUCAGCUUAUAACUCUCGACUCUUCAACGACACUGUUCUCGACCGCUCGUUGAUCCGGCGUUACGCGUCUAUGGUUCGACUGGGCUGGUUCGACCCGCCGGCGCAGCAGCCGUAUCGACAACUCGCAUGGGACUCGGUAGCAAAGCCGGAGGCUAAGGCACUUGCCUUGCUGGCCGCGCAGGAGGGUAUUGUGCUGUUGAAAAAUAAUGGUAGCGUACUGCCCCUAGCUCAGUCCAUAAAGCGCGUGGCUGUCGUUGGACCCCUCGGAACCGCAACGACGCAAAUGCAAGGGAACUACUACGGCAUUGCGCAGAGCAUCUCGACGGUAGUUUCGGCGUUUAAGGCCGCGGGAUAUGAUACCUCUAACGCGCAGGGAUGUGCCAUCACAGGAACCUCUACAUCUGGGUUCUCCGCAGCGCUGAAUGCAGCCAAGGCAGCAGAUGCGGUUGUAUUCGUAGGCGGCAUCGAUACUAGCAUCGAGGCUGAAGACCGUGAUCGCGAACAGAUUACGUGGCCAGGACAGCAAAUAAAUCUGAUCAAACAGUUGGUAGCAGCCAAUAUCGACAAGCCGUUUGUAGUCGUGCAGAUGGGAACUAUGCUCGAUAGUUCAGAGGUAAAAGCACAGACAGGCGUGGACUCGCUCUUGUGGGCUGGAUACCCCGGACAAGACGGCGGCGCGGCGGUGGUUAGUAUUUUGACUGGUGAGAAAGCGCCUGCGGGAAGGCUUCCGGUGACGCAGUACCCGGGAGACUAUGUAAACCAGGUUCCAAUGACAGAUAUGAACUUGCAGUCCGGUACUGGAAACCCCGGACGGACUUACAAAUGGUACACCAAAGAGCCCGUAUUCCCCUUCGGCCACGGGCUUCACUAUACCAGCUUCAACGUAUCUCUACCCACCGACCUUCCCACCACAUUCUCGACCGCAGACCUUACAUCCAACAUCUCAUUCAUAGAGACCGGCCCCGUCGCCUCAGGCAACUACCCCGACCUAGCACCAUUCCUCUCGAUCCCCGUGUCAGUAGCUAACACAGGAAACAUCACGUCCGACUACGUCGCCCUCGCGUUCCUAAAGGGCGAGUACGGUCCCGAGCCAUACCCGCUCAAGAGCCUGGUGGGCUUCACCCGGAUCCACGACAUCAAGCCCGGCGAGACGGGGACAGGAGCGCUAGACCUUAAGCUUGGCGCUAUAUCGCGUAGCGAUAAGGAUGGCAGUUUGACGCUCUGGCCGGCGAAGUAUAAGCUAGUGCUUGAUAUCGACGAUCGCGCAGCGUGGGAUUUUGAGAUCACGGGGGACCAGGUGGUGUUGGAGAAAUUACCGCCGAAGAGGUCGUGA
Daldinia vernicosa is the source of this 2322-nucleotide messenger RNA. RefSeq names its product glycoside hydrolase family 3 protein. The record is from RefSeq and is a predicted model, not a curated record. Gene Ontology annotation, biological process: arabinan catabolic process; xylan catabolic process. Gene Ontology annotation, molecular function: alpha-L-arabinofuranosidase activity; xylan 1,4-beta-xylosidase activity. Gene Ontology annotation, cellular component: plant-type cell wall. Bases 1 to 2322 code for a protein of 773 amino acids. NCBI's taxonomy places the organism in Eukaryota, Fungi, Ascomycota, Sordariomycetes, Xylariales, Hypoxylaceae. The transcript has 4 exons.